This is a messenger RNA of Lates calcarifer (barramundi perch), 2328 nucleotides long. Its product is annotated as deoxyhypusine synthase-like. The record is from RefSeq and is a predicted model, not a curated record. Gene Ontology annotation, cellular component: cytoplasm. Gene Ontology annotation, molecular function: deoxyhypusine synthase activity. NCBI's taxonomy places the organism in Eukaryota, Metazoa, Chordata, Actinopteri, Centropomidae. Gene Ontology annotation, biological process: peptidyl-hypusine biosynthetic process.
CAGGGCUGACACAUAGAGACAAACAACCAUUCAUGUUCUGUAGGGACAUAAUUAUCUUGACAUCUCAAAUAUUAUUGAAAGAGGCUGAGACUAUUCUGAACCUGCAGAGGCGGUGCUAUAAUAGAGUAAAGAAAGGCAGGUCUACAUGGUGGAAGGAGCAUGGUCAGACAGACAAUAUGGCACACCAUACCCACCUAAUAACUGAGGAUCUCUACAGAGACACUGACCCUGUACCAGAGGAUACACCAAAGGUCCAAGGCUAUGACUUCAACCAGGGAGUGGACCAUCGAGCCCUGCUGCAGUCCUACCUCAACACAGGCUUCCAGGCCACUAAUGUGGGACUGGCUAUCCAGGAGAUCAACAACAUGGAAACACAUGUCCAUGCCUUUGUCAUCAGCAGACAAGACUGUUGUGAUGCCCUUUUCACUUGUCUUCCUGUUAAGGUUCUCAGAUACAGAGGCGUCAGGAAUCCAGUGAAGGCAGUGAAUGGCUUUGUUGAGGAGGAUCCAUCAACCUGCCCGUGCCUCACAAGCUGCACCAUCUUCCUCAGUUACACUUCAAACCUCAUCAGCAGUGGAAUCAGGGAGACUAUCCGCUACCUCGCAGAGCACAGAAUGGUGGAUGUGUUAGUGACCACAGCUGGAGGAGUAGAGGAGGAUCUGAUCAAGUGUUUGGGCCCAGUUUACAUAGGAGACUUUACUCUGCCUGGGAAGGAUCUGUAUGAAAAAGGCCUUAACAGGACUGGAAACACUCUGAUGCCUGAUGAAAACUAUGUUAAAUUUGAAAAAUGGAUGACACCGAUCUUGGAGCAGAUGCUGUUGGAGCAGAACACUCAGGGUGUUCGCUGGACUCCAUCUAAGGUGAUUCAUCGACUGGGUAAGGAGAUCAACAACCCUGAAUCUGUUUACUACUGGGCCUACAAGAAUAACAUCCCAGUGUUCAGCCCCGCCCUGACAGACGGCGCUAUAGGAGACAUGUUAUACCUUUUCUCAGCUAAGAACCCCGGCUUGAUUGUGGACAUAAUAGAAGAUAUUUCAAAGUUGAACAACCUCGCAGUGGCUGCCAACAGCACAGGAAUGAUCACCCUGGGAGGAGGUGUAGCCAAACAUCACACAUGCAAUGCCAACGCAUGGAGGGAUGGAGCUGACUACGUGGUGUACUGUGACCAGGCUCAGGAGUUUGAUGGUUGUGACUCAGGAGCCAGACCUGAUGAGGCCGUGUCCUGGGGCAAGAUCAGAGUAGACGCUAAACCUGUGAAGGUUUUUGGAGAUGCCACCAUAAUCUUCCCCUUACUAGUGGCAGAAACGUUUGCACUUCAUGCUACGACAGCUGCUUGCAAGAAAAGGGAAUGAAGUCAAAGGCCCUCUCAGAUCUUUUAACCCUUUUUCACUGUCACUUUUGUCAGAUUUUGGGUUUGACAGGAAUCUUCAGUGGUCCUUUCUUAUGGUGGACUUGUCUGACCACUGUGGCUUGAGAAGUGUGCUCAGUUGUCCAGAUGUCAGUCCUGUUUGUCUGGUUCCAUUUCUCUUAAAAAUAACCACCAAUUACUCUGGUAUGAGAAACAUUUCUAGACAUGCAUUAUGUUCUCUGGGACACAUGCUACCUGUGCCUCCCCUUGCAAGACAUCAAUGGGCCCUUACCAUCAAAUGAUGGUGAAGUCACUAAGCUCAUCAGCCAGCAAAGAUGAUACAGAGAAGCAGUCUUAAAGUGGAAAUGGUUCCUAAGUGAUCACAGCAGUUUGUUGCUGAUGGGAGAAAAACACUCACUACAAUCACCAUCCGUGGUUACAGUGUCUCUCUCUUCUGGCUGAGACAGAAACAGGGCUUAGUCUUAGAGAAGCUAUCUUCUAGUGAAUGAUGAGUUGUUUUCUAGUUUUAUUUUCCAGUGCCUGCACCUGCCUUUUCAACAGUGCUUUCUGCUUGGACUGUCAUCACAUCAUAUUUCCUGUUUAAAUACAGUGAGUUUACUUCCAAGUGCCUGCUCUCAGUGACUUGUUUAAGAUCCUAAUAGAAACACAUUCAUUUCUAACUCCAUUCAAGUGAGGUGUGACAGUACCAGUGUUAUCGUUCCACCUGUAUCACACAGCAGUGAAGAGCAUAAAUGUUAUACUGACGAAUAAUGUCUUAGUGGUAACGUACAGUGAGAACAGAGGUGGUCCAACAACUGAUCUUUGUGGUACAGCAUGCUAACUCUAAUGGAUGCUCAUCUUUUUUUACAGGAAUCUACAUGUUCAGCUUAUUGACACGUUCAGAUAAUAUUUACUAAAACAUAUACUGUAUACAUAACAGCAAAACCUGAACAAUGUAUGUUAAUAAAAAAUGAAACUUA